AUGCAGAAAUUGUGGAAAUUGAGUUUGCGACUGGAUAAAGCAGCUGAUUUAGAACAUAAACAUAUAAAUGAUCUAUCGCAGUUGCCCGAAUUGACGUCAUUGACGAUCACAUGGAUCCAAGCUCCCAGCUCAUCUUACAGGGGAGCUGGCAGCAAGUCAAAGAGACGCAAGAAAUCCUCUAAGAAGCACAAAAAACAAGAGAACAGUUCGAUAGGAGGCCAGCGUUUUCCUGGUAAACUGAUGAAGCUAGAUUUGCGUGGCUACCCUAGACCUUCCAUGCCGCAGUGGGUAACUCCUUCACGGGUAGAAAAACUCGAGAAACUCUACAUCAGAGGAGGUAACCUUGCGAAUCUCAACUUGGAUUCUCACCCUGAUAAUCAGUGGGCGGUCAAGAUCUUGCGGCUCAAGUUCCUCGCUAACUGCGAGGUCGAGUGGUUGGACCUGCGACAUCAUUUCCCAUCUCUGGUCUACUUGGAAAAGUUUCAGUGUCCAAAGCUCAAGUUUUUCCCAUGCGAUGGCUAUGGCGUCUGGAUGAAUCCCCAUGCUAAGGAAGAGAAAUGA
This is a messenger RNA of Syzygium oleosum, 561 nucleotides long. RefSeq lists its product as uncharacterized. Lineage: Eukaryota; Viridiplantae; Streptophyta; Magnoliopsida; Myrtales; Myrtaceae. The transcript has a single exon. Bases 1 to 561 code for a protein of 186 amino acids. The record is from RefSeq and is a predicted model, not a curated record.